Impatiens glandulifera is the source of this 2013-nucleotide messenger RNA. Its product is annotated as cucumisin-like. Bases 1 to 2013 code for a protein of 670 amino acids. Lineage: Eukaryota; Viridiplantae; Streptophyta; Magnoliopsida; Ericales; Balsaminaceae. The record is from RefSeq and is a predicted model, not a curated record. Gene Ontology annotation, molecular function: serine-type endopeptidase activity. Gene Ontology annotation, biological process: proteolysis. The transcript is spliced from 8 exons.
AUGAAAGAAGUGGUCGUUAUCUUUCCUAACAAAAACCAUCAUCUACAAACAACGAGAUCAUGGGACUUCUUACACUUCCCACAAAGGAUUCGAAGAGAGCACACGGUUGAGAGCGAUAUAAUUGUUGGAAUAAUCGAUUCUGGAAUUUGGCCAGAGUCAGAUUGUUUUAUUGAUACUGGAUAUGGACCUCCACCAAUUAAAUGGCAAGGGUCCUGUGAUGGAUUAACUAAUUUCCAUUGCAAUAUGAAACUUAUUGGAGCAAAAUACUACAAAAACGAUGGAGACUUCUCCCCAACCGAUAUCCAGUCUCCAAGAGACUCCAGUGGUCAUGGAACUCAUGUGGCUUCAAUAAUCGCCUGUAACCUUGUUAAUUCGGAAGGCCUUUCUGGUCUCGGGAGAGGUAUAGCUCGAGGAGGAGUCCCGUCUUCGAGGAUCGCCGUUUACAAAGUAUGUUGGUCAACCGGUUGCACAGAUGAGGACAUUAUUGUAGCAUUUUUUGAUGCCAUUAAUGAUGGGGUUGAUAUAUUAUCAAUUUCUAUGGGAAAUGAUGUUUUAAGCUACUGUGAAGAUCCCAUAACUUUUAUGAGUUUUCAAGCCAUGAAUAAAGGAAUUUUGACGUCAAUGGCUGCUGGAAACGAGGGUCCGGGACUUAUAUCUAUCAAAAAUGUUGCUCCUUGGGCGCUUACAGUAGCAGCAAGUGCCAGCGAUCGUAAUUACGUUACCAAUUUGAUGUUGGGGAGUUUCAGUGAACACGUUUGUCCAAAUGGUUACAGCCCUUUAGUGUAUGGAGGCAGUGUGCCCAAUAAAAGAAUUGGUGCUUCUAGUUCUCAAUCUAGAAAUUCUAGUUAUACGGAGAAUGUAAAAGAUAGAAAAGUCCCUCAAUUUUGUUUAAGAAAAAUGAUUGGGAGCAAGACUUUGAGGGAGCCACUCAUUGAACGAUUGAGCGAACCGAACUCACUAAAUCCUAUAUUGAUAAAGGGUAAGAUUGUCAUUUGUGACGAAUAUAAUUUUGGAGAAGCAGCUAUUUCUGCUGGAGCAAUUGGUAUGGUGAUACAAGCUAAUGCAACCAAAGAUGACUCUGGCGUGUUUGCCCUCCCAACAACUUAUGUUGACAUGCGGAGUACUGGAUACAUCUUGAGUUAUGUUAGCUCAUCAAGUAAUCCAAUUGGAAGCAUAUUGAAGAGUACUCAAGUUUUUGAUGCUUCAGCACCAUAUAUUGCAUCAUUCUCAUCUAGGGGACCCAAUCCUAUAACACCUCAUAUUCUCAAGCCGGAUUUGUGUGCACCUGGUGUUAAAAUCUUGGGAGCAUGGACACUUGCAAAUUCUCCUACGAGAUUACAAGAAGAUUUGAGAAGGCUACCAUAUAACAUCGUAUCAGGCACUUCAUCAGCCUGCCCACAUGUUACUGCUGCAGCCGCAUAUGUCAAAUCAUUUCAUCCAUUAUGGUCUCCGGCAGCUAUAAAAUCUGCUCUUAUGACUACCGCCACCAAGAUGAGUGAAGAAAAAAAACCUCAAGCAGAAUUUGCUUAUGGAGCUGGCCAGAUAAACCCUGAAAGGGCUAGAAAACCAGGCCUUGUGUAUGAUAUUACACUAGUUGACUAUUUGAAGUUUUUGUGCGGGCAAGGCUACAGUAACAAUGAUUUGAAAUUUCUUUCGGGAAUUAAUAGUGUUUGCAACCGUUAUGGGACAGAAAAUGCAUGGAAUUUGAACAUGCCUUCAUUUUCAAUCCCUAUCAUGCCUUCUACUCAUUUUAAUGUCACCUACACUAGGACAGUUACAAAUGUGGGACCUUCAUCAUCCAUUUACCAAGCCCAAAUUAUUGCUCCACCAGAAUUAAACAUACAAGUUGUGCCAAACGUACUUCAUUUCUCUAGUGUCGGACAAACUCAAACAUUUGGGGUGGUUUUCGUAGGAAGGAUUAGUGUAGGGAACAAUAUUGUUUCUGCUUCUUUGUCAUGGGUAAGCUCCACAAACACAGUGAGGAGCCCCAUUGUUGUUUUUGUUAGAAACUAA